Molecule: messenger RNA, 7450 nt
Organism: Grus americana (Whooping crane)
Lineage: Eukaryota; Metazoa; Chordata; Aves; Gruiformes; Gruidae
Gene: KIF11
Product: kinesin family member 11
Exons: 24
Coding region: 4246-7239 (997 amino acids)
Biological process (GO): microtubule-based movement; mitotic spindle assembly
Cellular component (GO): nucleus; spindle microtubule
Molecular function (GO): plus-end-directed microtubule motor activity; microtubule binding; ATP binding
Source: RefSeq, a predicted model, not a curated record
GCGACACUCGUCGCGGCGGGGCGGGGGGGGCUGGGGAGCCGCGCCCGGCGGAGGCGGACAGGACUGUGGCGGGAAAGGGCACCGGGGCGGCCCUCGCCGCUGCGGGGCUGGGUUGGGUUGCGCCCGCGAAGAGACCGUGUUGCGGCCCGGCGCGGAGGGAGCGGCCCGCCCGCUUCCUGGUGGCCGGGCUCUGCGUCCCUGCCGGCGAAAGCAAAGACAAAAGGUGGUACGUCAUAGCUGGAAGUUCACAGAACCCUCCUGCCGUCAUAAAAGGUAGAAAGAUGUGGCCUCAGGAGUUAGCUAAGGUUAUUUCUGCACCCAAAGAUGGGACUGAAGAUGCAUUGGAAGUAGCUUUAAACUAGUCAGCUUUGGUCAAAUUAGCUGUUAGUAGGGUGCUACUCCAUAUGGUCAAUGAAAUCUAACAGGGAAUUUGGGUAGACAUUCAGCUGCUGGUUUCCACUGAUGUCUGCACUGCUAUAGAGACGCUCUUACCGGUACCUGAGCUACCAAGUUUAAAACAUUCGUGUCUACAUCAAGUACACCCACACUUCUGGCCUCAGUUUAGACACAAAACUGUCUCUCAAGUUAACUAAUCCUGGUUGGAGCAAGGCGGUUGGUAGUUUUCACCUAAAUUAACUGGUUGGAUUUAGAACUGUGUGGGAGCCUAAUUUUAACACGCUAUGUUAACUCCUGUGAAAAUGAAGGAUAUCUUUGUCCUCAUGGGAUUCUAGUUUGAGGUAGUCUGGGUUUUUUUUCCAUUUCCUAGUGUAUGUAAAAGUCAAGACCAGGCCAGAGGGAAAGAGGACAGGAUAAAUGUUGAGACCUUAUAUAUUAGUUCCACCCUGUUGCCAUUGGCAGUGCAUCAGAGAGGGUAAUACCGUUACAGCUGGCAGAAAACAUGCUGCCAGAUGAGUGCCUCUUCAUCAUCUGUCUCCUCCCUCUCCGAGGCAACUGGGGGAUUAAGAGGUGGUGAAUUGGACUUGCUUUCUGAAAUUGGGUGUAUAGUGGAAAUGCUUCUGCCUUUAUUAAUGCAAGUUGUAGGCAUGUUGUACCUGUUAUCAUGUAGGGGUGAAAGCUAUAAAAUUACGCAGAGUUUCAGGCAGUUUAUUCCUUUUUCAGGUCCUGACAGAGAGUUUGCUAGCCUAAUGUAACCCAAUGUAUAUAUUUAGCUAAUGCCGGCCUGAUGUAUAUUUAACUGCUCUGAUAAAUCCUAUUCUGCCUUUCCUUACAGAUCUUGCCUAGGAUAUACAUGGGGGCAAUCCUGGGAAAGCAAAGUAGACCAGCAAAACUGUGGUUGUCUGCGAAUAGUUGCAUCUAGAGCAAGCGCUUUUGCUUCUGUAGCUGUGGUGAUGAAAGAUCACACUUCCUCAUGCAUCUAACAUAACUAUUGCCGCAGAGGUGUGCAAUAGAGGUCACACCUACUGUACUUUAUGCCUAUUUUAUCCACUUUACUCCCUGUAAGCUUAUUUAGCAGCUAUUCAAUGGCACUGAUGUUUAUUCAGAGCAGAUUGUGUUCUUAUAAUCUAACCCCUCUCUGUUUCAGUUUAUACUAGCCAAAACUACACUAUUUUGGAUAACUUUUCCAUGUUUUAAAGAUAUUUUAAUAUGACACCAUCAGCAAAAGUAAAGAAGACUUUGAGUAAAAUUCCUUUCUCAGUGUAGUCCAGCAACUAAGAUUUCUUUCUCAUGAAACUUUAAUUGCUCAUAGACAAUUGGUGCUUUCAGUCCCUCCUUCUUCACCCGCCCUAGUGAAAAAAGAGGCGUUGUCCAUAAGGUGAAAUUAAUUUAAGUAUGAUUUAGAAUAAGGGUGGAAAUUAUUCAAAAUUUCCUGUGUAGAAGCCUUAUGGAGUAGCAGCACGGAGAUCCCCCUUCAGGAUAUGUGACAUAACUGUACAGUGCAGAGAAAGUGAUCCUCAAAGUACACAGGUUACAAAUAAUUUAGAAUUUUAUAUUCCUCUUGAAAGCUAAGAGGCAGCAAAUGUAAAACUCUGUUUACAAUCUUGAUAUGCUUCUAAUGGAAGCAUAUUUUCCCACCUAGCUAAAAUUCUGGAUUAAAAUCAAAUUGUAAUUGUAUAUAAAAGGGCUUUGUAGCAGACUGGCAUCAGGCUGAAGAAAGAAUAGCUUAUGAUAGUUAUUUCCGCUCCAAAAUAAAUAGUGGCAAUUUAAUGACAAGGCAUAUAUGAAAAAAGAUUGUCUCUUGGCUGCUCUCAGUAUAAAAAUACUGAAUGAAUUAAAUUUUAAAAUAUUGAAGUAAAAGAUAAUGAGAAACCAAGACGACAUUUCCUGUUGAUUUCAGUGGGUCCUGUCAAGUCUAUAUGUUUCCAGUUUUCCCAUUCAUUGUUUCUUUUCUUUUUAUGUAAAGGAUGGCAUCCAGCUGCAUGCUUUAACUGGAAAUAAGUAAACGUAUGGAAAAUUACUAGCUUUAGUCUGAGGUAAUUACACAAAUGCAUACACCCCCCCCUGUGUGGUGUUAAUUUUUUAUUAUGGUGAUGAUAACUAUAAAAAGAUGUAAAAGUGCUACCAUCUGUGUCUGUGUCGGACAGUGAUCUGGCACACAUGCAGGAAAAAGAGUUGUUUCCCUCGUUAGUUGAAACCAUUUCUGGUUUUAAUGAUGUUAUAUAUGCAUUGAGUCCUUAAUUUUUAACAAUAAGGUAGCUAUUUCAUCAUAUCUUUUCUUUUUAACAGUGAAAUCAUUAUCCUGUUUCUUUGACUGAAGGAAAACCCUGUCCUCAGCUAAGAAUAUACCAGUACAGCGUGUGUGUGAGUCCUUAUUGUUCAACUCUCUGUAUGUGGACAGCACAGAGUGUAGAAUAUUACUGGCCAACUGGACGGGCUGUUCAAAGGCUAAAAAGUGCUUUAUGUUUAUCUGAGGUGCAGGUCAUCUCCCUUUUCAUUUGAAUGUGCAAUUAAUCGGUAAUUUUUUCCUAUGUCACUUAUAAUAUUAAACAAUAUUAAACUCUCCAUGUGUUCGGUACAGCUCAUAGACUGUGUCGCAUGUUGGUAAUCAAAACAGGUGUUACUAAGUCUUAAGUCUCACCCAAACUUAUAAUUUGUAUUAAUUAUCUCUCUCCAUUAUUAUAAUCUUUUUUAAUUCUUAGCUAAUCAUGCUUAGUGUCAACAAUUUCACUGUCAGGCCCACAUACCUAUAAUUACCCAGGUCAUCCGAUAUAAAUCCGAGGAAAACACUGAUUAUUUUUUUUUGAGACAGGCAUUGUCUUUCAUCACUGUAAUACAAUGACUUCUUGUUGGCAAGCUUGAGUGAAAAAUUGUCCUUUUUGAGCAGUAAGUGGUGAUUAGUAAUCUCUACUGAAGUCCUUGCAUUGGCAAUUGUUUGUAUUAAUAUAUGAUUUAUUUUUUGGUAAUGUUUUUGUCUGUCUUUAAAAAAACCCGACAUAUUUGUCAUGUGCCUUCUUAAAGGUCAUUCUCCCAACCACUGUUAAGACUAUCCUAAGUAUUCUUGUUUCAUUUUUCUCGUAAUUAUUUUUAUUGCUUGUGAAAUGCUAGCCUCCUGUUGCUCAGUUUGUGUUUGUAGUGUAUUAGUAUCUUUAGGCUCUACCUAGCCUAAGAAAAUGAAUGAUCUAUGCUAUAAAUUGACCUUGUAAAACAGAGCUGCAGCUAUUAAACUGUAUGCAUUUUUAAGCUAACUUAGUUACCAGAAAUACAUGUUUUCCACUUACCACAGCUAUAGGAAAGAUCAGCCAGAUUAAACUCCCAAUAAUUAAAUAGAUUCCUCUUGUUUAAAUGCACAUUUGAAUGAUCUUUCCUUUUCCUCUAUGUUUGUGAGAGACAUGUUUAUAAUUUAAGCAAAAUUCUGACUAAUGCGAGUUACACUUUCAUACUAGAAAAGAACAAAGAGGCAGAAAUGGGAAGAAAAAACUUCCUGCGUUCCACUGCUGCCUUCUUUUGUAUGAUCCGUGUGAAGGAGUAUAGAGCAAAAGGCACAGUAAUGCUUGCAGCCUGCUGGGCACUGGCUAGGUGUUGUUCUCCAAUUUUGAACGUGAUGUUUAAAGAAAUCGUGAACUAACUGGAGAGCCAGUGAGGAUAGAAGAAAGGAUGGACAGAGGGCUUGACCUGUGAGGAAAGAGUACCGGGAAUCUUGAAGAAAGAUAACUGAGGCCUUUUAAUGCCUCAGAACGUAAAGCAAGCUCCUAUGCUGUUGUAGACUGUGAUCAAGCAAGAAAGGAAGUUAGUGUCCGCACUGGAGGAGUGACAGAUAAGACAUCAAGAAAGACUUAUACAUUUGAUAUGGUUUUUGGAGCUCAGGCAAAGCAGAUUGAUGUUUACCGGAGUGUUGUGUGUCCCAUUUUGGAUGAAGUUAUUAUGGGCUACAACUGUACAGUGUUUGCUUACGGCCAAACUGGUACUGGUAAGACCUUCACAAUGGAAGGGGAGCGGUCACCCAAUGAGGAAUACACUUGGGAAGAGGAUCCACUAGCAGGUAUAAUACCCCGUACAUUGCAUCAAAUAUUUGAAAAACUCACAGAGAAUGGUACUGAAUUUUCAGUGAAAGUCUCUCUUUUGGAAAUCUACAAUGAGGAGCUUUUUGAUCUUCUGAAUCCUACUCCUGAUGUUGGAGAAAGACUGCAGAUGUUUGAUGACCCUCGAAACAAGAGGGGUGUAAUUAUUAAAGGCUUGGAAGAAAUAACUGUACACAACAAAAAUGAAGUCUACCAAAUCCUGGAAAGAGGUGCAGCAAAAAGAACAACUGCAGCUACUUACAUGAAUGCAUAUUCCAGCCGUUCCCACUCUGUGUUUUCGAUUACCAUCCAUAUGAAAGAAACGACAGUAGAUGGAGAAGAACUUGUUAAAAUUGGGAAGUUAAACUUGGUUGAUCUUGCAGGAAGUGAAAACAUCGGUCGAUCUGGGGCCGUGGACAAAAGAGCUCGUGAAGCUGGAAAUAUCAACCAGUCUCUCCUGACACUGGGAAGAGUUAUUACUGCUCUAGUAGAAAGAGCCCCACAUAUUCCAUACAGGGAAUCAAAACUCACAAGAAUCCUUCAAGACUCUCUUGGGGGACGAACAAAAACAUCAAUAAUUGCCACAGUUUCUCCUGCAUCUAUAAAUCUUGAGGAAACAUUGAGUACACUGGAAUAUGCCCACAGAGCAAAGAACAUAAUGAACAAGCCUGAAGUUAAUCAGAAGCUAACAAAAAAAGCUCUUAUUAAGGAAUAUACUGAAGAGAUUGAACGUCUGAAGCGAGACCUUGCUGCUGCACGAGAAAAAAAUGGAGUCUAUAUUUCACUUGAAAAUUAUGAGGCCCUUAAUGGAAAGCUGACAGUUCAGGAAGAACAAAUUGCAGAGUAUGUUGACAAAAUCAGCGUCAUGGAGGAAGAAGUGAAAAGAAUCACUGAACUAUUCACAGUUAGUAAAAAUGAACUUGAGCAGUGUAAAACAGAUCUGCAAAUCAAGGAGAAAGAACUGGAAGAAACACAAAAAGAUCUGCAAGAAACCAAGGUUCAUCUGGCUGAAGAAGAAUAUGUGGUUUCGGUUCUGGAAAAAACUGAACAAAAACUUCAUGGCACAGCUAGCAAGUUACUUAGUACAGUUGAAGAAACUACAAAAGAUGUAUCUGGUCUCCAUGCAAAACUGGACCGUAAGAAGGCUGUUGAUCAACACAAUGCUAUCGUCCAAAAUACAUUUGCAGGACAAAUGAAUGUUUUGUUCAACAAAAUACAAGAUUCAGUUAGUGAAAACAGUUUGAAGCAGCAACAGAUGUUGACAUCUUACACAAAUUUUAUAGGUGACCUCCUGUCUACUAGCUCUUCAGCAGCUAAUAUUCUUGCAUCAGUUGUAUCAGCAUCUUUUGCCUCUGUUAAAGAAUUGGUGUCUACUGAAGUUUCUCACAUGUCUGAAAAAAUAACACAACAUGAGAAUCUGUCACUCGAUUGUAAAGCUGAGCUGCUGAGAUUAAUUGAGGAACAUGCAUCUGGAUUAGGAAGAGCAUUAAAUAGCUUGACACCAAUGGUAGAAUUUGUCUUGGGGCUAAACUGUCAGUUUCAGAGUAACAUGAAGAAAUAUUCUGCUGUGGCUGACAAGAUGGAGGAUCAUAAAAAGGAAAUGGAUAUCUUCUUUGCAGAUCUUUCUCUCACUCUGAAAAAAUUGCAGGAAGAAACGGCCAGUGUUUUUGUUCAGCUUCAGAAUGAUUGUGAGAAUUUAAAAGAAGAAGUAGAAAUGACGAGGUUGGCACAUACAAAGAGUGCAGCUGAGUUGAUGUCCUCGCUGCAAAGCCAGCUUGACCUGUUUGCUCAGGAGACUCAGAAGAAUUUAACUAAUGUACUUGUGAAAAACGGAAGCUUGAAGACCACCAUCACUGCUGUGCAAGAAAAUGUUCACCUGAAAACUACAGACCUAGUCAGCAGUACAGCUUCCAAUCACAGCAAAUUUAUUGCAUCUCUGGAUAAUUUCUCUCAAGAGCUCAGGAUCAUAAAUGCUGAAAACAAGAUGAUGCUGGAAGAAUCCACUGGCCACUGUCAACAUCUUCUCAGCAAUCUCAAAAAUGUGUCUCAGGAUACUGAUAAAUGGGGUGAAUUUACAACUGCUCAGAUAGUCAACUUUACCAAUCAGCAGCUGUUGUCCUUCAAGGAUAAGAAACAGCAACUUCAGUGUUUACAAAAGAAAAAUGAAGAAAACUGUGAUAAAGCUAUAGCUGAAAUUGUUGACCAUAUUAGUAGACACAAGUCUGCUGAGGAGAAGGUACUAAAUAGCCUUCUUGAUAAGAUAAAGGUUGAUCAGGAGAUACUUCUGGAGCAGAAGCUGGCACUUAAUGAGGAAGCACAGCAUGGACUGACUCAGGUUAAUGGUUUCCUGCAAGAGGAUCUUAAAGUGGAUAUUCCAACAGGGACAACUCCACAGAGAAGAGACUACUACUAUCCAGUCACACUUGUGAGAACAGAACCCCGGGAACAACUGUUGGAGCAGUUAAGGCAAAAACAACCAAAGCUUGAUGCUGUGCUAAACAGUGAAACAAAGGAGGUGGUGGAGGAUAAUGCAGAUCAGGACCUGUUGGAAGAGGAAGAAGGGUUACAAGAAUCCAGUGAAAGCCUUGCUAGUGACAAAUCCUUACUGGAUACAAACAUAGGCUGCCAUGCAAAUGGUGGUAUUCCCUUUUUCCAGCAUAAAAGGAGUCACAAAAAAGAUAAAGAGAACAAAUCUGCAGCUACAGUGGAGAAGAACAAAAUCGAGGACAUGACGGAACAGUUCUUUCCCAAAUCUAAGCUUCCUUUAAGAUCACUGAACUAAGAUGUAUCCACUGCAGAUCCCUGUUUUGAAGUACUUAUGUCUAAUUGUCUACUGAGCCAUAACUUUCUCUGGUUAUUCUCUGUCUCUGUAUAUAAUCAUAUAUCGAUACAAAGCUGGAUCAAAAGAUUGGCCUGUCAGAUGUCCUGCCUUUGUCCCAUUUUAUAUGCUGUAGCUUGCAAAGUAUUAACAGACCUUAAAAAAAAAAAAACAA